AUGGCUACCCAAACCAUCCGGAUGUUGAAACUCUUUGGGCUUCAGUGCAUCACUGUCAACACCUUCUUCCGCCAUCAGCGAUUGUGUACAAUUCCUACUGUCAUUAAGGCAUGGCAGAAUGAACAGGCAGGAAUAAUAAGAGAUCUGAAGGAGAUGAGUGGGGGACUGAUCCUGUCUGGUGACUGCAGGUCAGAUUCUCCUGGCCAUUGUGCAAAGUACGGCACAUAUUCUUUGAUCGAAGACCGAAUAAACAAGGUUUUAGAUGUUCAGCUUGUACAGAGCUCAGAAGUCCCAAGUAGCAGCUGGUGUGAGUUAGAGGGUCUAAAGCGCAGCAUAAUGUUUCUGACUGAGCAAAAUAUGCAAGUGUCAGCCCUCAUCACAGACAGAAAUCGGCAGGUUGCCAAAUGGGUGCGGGAGGAGUUGUGUUCAAAGGGAACUAACCAUUUCUUUGACAUAUGGCAUAUUGGCAAAAGUGUAGGGAAAGCUUUGAAAGCUGCUGCAAAGGACAGGGAUUGUGAAGAUCUGAAGCUGUGGAGGCCAGCUGUAAUUAACCAUCUCUACUGGACUGCAGCUUCCACUCCUAAUGGAGAUGCAGAUGUGAUGGAGGCUAAAUGGAAAAGUAUGGUCAACCAUGUUCAGGACAUCCACGUACAUGACACUCCUACGUUUCCCUGCUGUGCACAUCUACCUCUAGAGGGGGAAGCAAAAAACAAGGCGUGGCUGGAACCAGGAUCAACUGUAGCAGUUAAACUGGAGAGUAUAGCUUCUAGAACAGCGCUGGUGAAGGAUGUUCGUCAGUUGUCCCCACAGCAUCAGACCUUUUCACUAGAGGCAUUUCACUCUCUCAUGCUGCACUUUGCACCAAAACACACUGGGUUCUCCUUCCUUGGAAUGUACAGCCGACUUCUCCUUGCGGCCCUGCACUUUAACCACAACUCCGACAGACAAGAUGCUCAAACCAGUGAUGGUGAGGCGCGUUAUGUUGUUCGCUACCCUAGGUUCCGCAAAGGUGGCUGGGUAGUCUGUCCUGUUAAGGAAAAGCCAUCAUACACAUAUGCAUCAUCCCUCAUGGAGUCUCUUAGAGUGGAAUAUUCAAGGUCAACACAGAGUCUACGAGAAUCCAGCACUGUUCUGUUUUUAAAUGCACCUGCACCCCUCUCCAGCUCCUACCAGAGGAUCGACAAGGAUGAGGCUGUUGGCUUAUAAAAAGCACAGCAUUCAAGAUUCAACAUACGAUAACGCAGUGGUUCUCAAACUGGGGGCACUGAGGUGGUACCAGGGGGCCCCAGGUUAAUGACUUCUUAUAAAAUAAAAACAUCAUCAAUUCUGUGUAAUUAAACCUCAGAAAAAUAAGGCUUCUAACCAAUACCACUACAGUGUGUGUGUGUAAUGUAAUGUUUUGUUUACUUCAAAUUUUAAGUUUCGCAAUGUUUUGUGUCAUACACUUUCUUUGGGGGGGGGCACGAAGGGAUGCCGACAAAGUUUGAGAACCACUGCCUUAACGCAUUGCUGUGAUAAUCUCCCAAAUUACUGAAGUUACUGAACAAUUAUGAAAUGCUUUUAAACGGGUGAGAUGGUAUA
Molecule: messenger RNA, 1581 nt
Organism: Paramisgurnus dabryanus
Lineage: Eukaryota; Metazoa; Chordata; Actinopteri; Cypriniformes; Cobitidae
Source: RefSeq, a predicted model, not a curated record